AUGUAUGGCGAGCUGAAGAUUACGCUCUUAAUCUACCUAUGGUAUCCUAAAACCAAGGGAACUGCUUAUGUAUACGACACCUUGUUGCGGCCUUUCAUGGUAAGACAUGAAACCGAAGUGGAUAGAAAGAUACAGGAGUUGAAAGCUAGAGCAUGGGACUUUGCUUUGUACUACUGGCAAAACUGCACAGAAUUGGGAAGGACAAAAUUCUUCGAAAUACUUCAAUAUUUGGCAGUCCAAUCUUCAAGGUUAAAACAUGGCAAUCAGAAAUCUGAUCAGCAAAAUCCAGACAUUCAAGUACCACCUCCAAAUGGACUCCGUAGUCAAUCAGGGAAGAGCAAGAGUUUGACUUCAAUGACAAUCAACCGCUCCGUCGUAGAAUCACCCAAGUCUAAACAUGCCCACUUCCAACUUGACAACCAAUCAGAAUACGAGUACGACCAAAGCGAUGACACUUCCGUGCCAGAGUCCCCAAGUGACUCCAAGCUCCAACAGGCUCGUCUCAAGCUCCGCCGUACCAAACUACACAAUUAA
Molecule: messenger RNA, 534 nt
Organism: Durio zibethinus
Lineage: Eukaryota; Viridiplantae; Streptophyta; Magnoliopsida; Malvales; Malvaceae
Source: RefSeq, a predicted model, not a curated record